AUGGAGCACGAGCAGGUGUUUAUGUGCGAGGCUGGGACACAGGAUUUCCGUACAUCGACCAUUUAUCUGCUGCGUGAGCUGCUCUGCGAGGGCCAGGCAUUAAGUGUCAGCGUGUGCAGGGAGACCGGACGCGGGAGACGUGCGCCACAGGAGAUGCCGGGUGGAUGGAUGGCGCCCCUCCAGGAACUGCUUCUGCCCGCUGUUCUCUACGGCAGGACGGAGGAGAUAGUGGGGCAAAGGAAGAUGUCCUGGAUCCUGCCGUCACAUUACACUCCUGAACUGGUCCAGUCCGAAAGGGACCUCAGCACAGCCCUCACCCUCCACCUCAUCUACUCUACGACCUCUUGUAUGGCUGUGAUGUCCACCAGUCUGGUAGCCACUCUUAUGCUGCAUAGACACCGCAAGGGAGUGCAUGCGUCUGCUCUGUGUCGUGAUGUUGCCUGGCUGACAGAGGAGCUUCUGUUCAGGAACAAAGACGUGGGCUUUGGGGGCAGCUUGCCUGAGGUGGUAUGCUACGCUCUAGCGCUGCUUGGCCCUCACCUCACCAUCAUCUCUAACGCCUCCAGGAAAGAUAUCUUCGUUGUUCCAAGGCCCUCCGUGGACGCCAUCACCAGCCUUUCCAUCCCCACACAGAUUGUCACCCACUCCUUCAUAGCGGAAGCGGUCGGGGCGUGCGCAGUGUCGGCCAUGCUGAGCGAGGUGGCGUCCAGCGGCGUCAGCCACCGAGUCAGGAGUGGCGGGCAGCGCGGCGAGGAGGUCAGGGGCGACAUGGAGUUUGACGUGGCGCUCUGUGAGACGCAGCUGACUCAACGGAGCCUGCAGCUCUACCAUCUCUUGCCCCCGGGCUUCAUCCCGCCCUGCCAGUCAUCCCAAAGUUUUGCCCUGGAGGCGGUGGACAGUCUGGUGCGCUGUGGUCUCCUCGUCAUGGAGGAGAUAACAAGGGACACCCCCGUAUGUGAUAGCUGGAAGAGGCGCGUAGGUCAGUCCUGGCGCACCAUGGAUGAUCUGUACAACAGCGACUCUGACUGUGAGGAGCCUGAAGCCAGGUCUUACAAGCUGAGCCAGCCGUCUCAGUGUCCAGAGAUGCUCUUCUUCCUCUGCAGUAUGCUAGCUGGCCACCUAAGGGCGCUCUGUUGGGCCACUGAAGGGGUCCAAUACCUGACCACACCUAUGCCGGUGGCUCAAUGUGAAGCUGUGAUACACUUGCAUUUGUGCAGCAGGGCUAACCAGGACAAACAAUAUGAGAGCUGCACUGAGGAGGCGGCACGCAUAGCAGUACGAACCUUGACAGACCUCGGGGUGCUGGUGGAGGAGCCGCUGGGUAACGGGACCAACCUCGCCGUCAGUCCCCUCUUCCUGCUGCCAGACAACACACAGAAGCUGCAACGCUUUAUCACCCAGUACAUCUACAGCUGAGGGCCCAGCGCCAACCAUAAGGCUGGGCGUUAGCGGUCCCCCCAUCGUCCCCACGAGCAGAGGCCUGUUUUAUACAGUUGAAGGGUCGUUGUUUAUGAACGAUUUUGAAAGGUUGGCCAUUGAGUUUUGUUCAGCUUCAGUAAUAGUAUUUUUUUGUGCUGGGUGACAUGGAGAUGUUGUAGGAACGUUUGAGGUUUCAUUAACAUUGAUCUAUAAUUUGUAAAAAAAAAAAAAAAAAAAUACGUUUCAAUUUGUGUUGUAUGUGUUUUUGAUGUGAUAUACUUAUUUAGUAAACGCUGCUUAACGUACAACAUUGUUUAUUUUGGCCUUUGAAGAGCUUGUGUUCUAUUUAUCUGUUAAGUUGUAUUUCUCAGAAUUUGUCAGCAUUAAAAUUCUAAUCGCAUAUCAACACAUUUAUUUUUUUCACAUAGUUUGUGUUGCGUGUCUGCUAUACAGUAACUUUGAACAAUAUUUACAGCAGUGUUGUUUAGCAGUCUGAACAGCUCCCUAUCUGCCCCAAGUCUUGGAUUUGCUGAGUUGGUCCUCCGGAGACUUAUUUGCCUUCGACCCUGUGGUUGAGAGGAAGAAAUCAAUGUUGGGGCCGGGGGUCAAGACAGAUUUCUCUAUAAGCAUUAAAUAUGUGGGGAUUCUGGUUGGGUUGUGUUGUUUGUUGCUAGCCUUCCUAUCCGGUC
Gadus chalcogrammus (walleye pollock) is the source of this 2108-nucleotide messenger RNA. Its product is annotated as glycerol-3-phosphate acyltransferase 2, mitochondrial-like. Gene Ontology annotation, cellular component: mitochondrial membrane. The transcript has 14 exons. The record is from RefSeq and is a predicted model, not a curated record. Bases 1 to 1416 code for a protein of 471 amino acids. Lineage: Eukaryota; Metazoa; Chordata; Actinopteri; Gadiformes; Gadidae.